This is a messenger RNA of Rana temporaria (common frog), 700 nucleotides long. RefSeq names its product oocyte zinc finger protein XlCOF29-like. The record is from RefSeq and is a predicted model, not a curated record. The transcript has 4 exons. Bases 422 to 700 code for a protein of 92 amino acids. NCBI's taxonomy places the organism in Eukaryota, Metazoa, Chordata, Amphibia, Anura, Ranidae.
GGCGUGUACUGUAUACAACCAAAUUGAAGAACGCCCCAGAACGCAGCUGUCAAUGUAUUGAAAAACAACACAGGCUGCAGUUUUUUAUAUUCUCCACAAGGAGACGAUCAAAGGCAUUUAAAUGGAACGCAAAGACACAGGAAGUGAUAUAAAGAUCAGACAGGAAGUGAUGUAAUACACAGACAGGAAGUUCCAGGUGAGAGGUGAGUCAGGAGGAAGUAGAGAGAGGAGACAAGAAGGUAUUAUUUUAGAUUUACACCCAGUAACUGGUACACAUACAAAUAUAUUUAGGAGAAAUGAUCGGGUGGUUGCAGAAUUGGUAAUCAAUUGAGAAAGUUUUAUACGAGGUAAUGAGUUUGGAAAAAUUAGGAGACAAAUCUAGGUACAAAGUUACAAGAGCGGAGAGGCCUGUGUAAGUCACAUGACCACAUCAAUGAAGAUGAAGGAAGAGCAAAGUCACAUGACGAGGAGGAUAUUGGAUCUCACCCUAGAGAUCAUCUACCUGCUGACCGGAGAGGAUUAUAAAGUAGUGAAGAAAAUAUCUGGUGAACCAUUAACACCCAGCAGCCGUAUUCAGAGGACAUCACCCAUCACAGUGUCUCCACCUCACUGCUUGACAACAGAGGUAACCAGUGCCAAGAAGAUUCUAGAAGUCACCAAGAAGAUCAUUCAUCUCCUGACAGGAGAGGUGAGCGGGUGA